Funneliformis mosseae is the source of this 667-nucleotide messenger RNA. NCBI's taxonomy places the organism in Eukaryota, Fungi, Glomeromycota, Glomeromycetes, Glomerales, Glomeraceae. The record is from the annotation of a GenBank genome assembly.
ACCUACAUAUAAUAGUAAUAUAAUAGUUACUCAUAUUGGUAAAAAUGAAAAUCAAGAUAUCAACUCAGAAAUGAUAGAAGAUCGUUUAUACAAUGAUGAUAUUACAAGUCAAGAAGAUGAUUUAGCUAUCAAUCAAAAUGAAAUAAUAAAUGAAGAUACUUUAUACAAUAAUAGUAAUACAAGUAAUAGUAAUGAUAAAGAAGAAAAAUGUGAUAAAACUAAUUAUGAUCUAAACAAUUUGUCAAUGCGUUUUUACAUUAGUCAUCUUCAAGAUAUUGAAGCAAAGGAGAAUAAAGAAGGAAGUAGAAAUAAAACAACAAAUGAGCAAGAUACAAAUGGUCAUAAUAUCUUAUUGGAGUUGCAUUUAAUAAAUUUUCCUGCAUCAUUUACAGUAGAUAUCAUGCAUGCAUUCUUUGAAAACAUAGCUUCAUAUAUAUUUUGUCAUUUUAUUGAAAAGUAUUUUAAGAAUAAAAUCUUAAUGAUACUGAUUAUAAAAGCUCAUCCAGUAACUGAAAAAAUUACUCAAAUAAUUGAACAAAAUCAGACAAUUAUGCUAAUGGGAUUUGGAAGACCCUCUAUUAAUAUUCAAAAACACUACUUUGCUUUCAAAACUGAAGAUUGGUAUUAUUGGAUAGUCUUAUAUUUACUUCUAUUUUUCCAUAAUUAA